Molecule: messenger RNA, 2055 nt
Organism: Cladocopium goreaui
Lineage: Eukaryota; Dinophyceae; Suessiales; Symbiodiniaceae
Source: the annotation of a GenBank genome assembly
AUGAGAAACUUCACUCCGCGCUGUGUGCUGCGGAGAUUUGCCCGAGUCGCCACUCGUUCAGAAUUUUUGAUCUACGGUGCCAACACCGACGUUGGCAAAACCGUGGUGAGCGCCGCCCUGUGCCACUUUGCGGCCACUCUGGGGCGCCCCGUGACCUAUGUGAAGCCAGUGCAAACGGGGGAAGAUACCGAUGCGGCGGCUUUGAAGCGACACGUGCCGGAAGGGCAGUUGAAGACGGUGACCUUGUUCCACUAUCCAUCGCCGGAGUCGCCGGCCAGUGCUGCGGAGAAGGCUGGAAUGAAACCUCCAGAGGAUACGGAGUUCCGCGCUGCAGUGGUGCAAACUUUGGCGCGGGCGCGCCAGGACUCUACGGAGGGAAUAUCUGUGGUUGAAACCGCCGGAGGGCCUUUGAGCCCUGGUCCAAACCACACCUUCCAAGCUGACAUCUACGCGCCCUUGGGGCUCCCCUGUGUGUUGGUGGGUGACCCCAAACUCGGUGGCAUUUCAUCCACCAUUUGCGCCUAUGAAGCUCUCAAGGCGCGCAACCAGCCACCCCACGUCAUCCUCUUCCUAGACCUGGGCGACUUCGCCCACAGCAACGCCGUGGCCGUGCGCCGCGCGCUGCACGGCCACGGUGCCACGGUGCUGGCGCUGCCCGGAGCGCUGCCGCCGCCGCAGGAGCCGCUGACGGCGUGGCUGGCGACCAAGGAGGUGGCGGAAGCCAUGAAGGAGGUGAUGCCGGAGGACAGGACGGUGGAGUCAUAUCUGACCAUCGAUCAGCAGCACCUGUGGCAUCCCUACACCUCCAUGGUGCAGCCUACGCGCGUGUGGCCCGUGCGCUCCGCACAGGGCUGUCGUUUGCAUCUGGAAGAUGGGAGGCGCCUGGUGGACGGAAUGGCCUCCUGGUGGUGCGCCAUCCAUGGCUACAACGUGCCGGAGCUCAAUGCGGCGGCAACCAGACAAUUGGCGCAAAUGAGCCAUGUGAUGUUUGGCGGCCUCACGCACCGUCCCGCCACUCAGCUGGCAGAACUCUUGGUGAAGGCGGCGCCUGAGGGACUCACAAAGGUGUUUCUCUGUGACUCCGGCAGUGUGAGCGUUGAAGUGGCCAUAAAGAUGUCGUUGCAGUAUUGGGCCAUGAAGGGCCAGCCCUCCAAGACCCGGUUGGCCACCGUGCAGUGUGGCUACCACGGGGAUACCUUUGGAGCCAUGGCAGUCUGUGAUCCCAUCCGUGGGAUGCACAGCUUGUUCCAAGGCACCUUGGCGAAGCAGCUCUUCGCGGAGCCACCGGUCCUAUGUGCUGACUGGAGCGGGAAAGCUCCAGAGAACGAUGGUUUUUCCAGCAUGGAAGACUUGUUGCGCACGCAUCACACCUCGCUGGCUGCGGUGAUCAUUGAACCGGUGGUUCAAGGUGCUGGUGGCGUGCGCAUCUACCAUCCGGACUAUCUCCGCAAGCUGCGACGGCUCUGUGAUGAACUGGAUGUGCUGCUGAUUUUCGAUGAGAUAGCCACGGGCUUUGGGCGCACUGGAAAGCUCUUCGCCGCUGAGUGGGCGCAAGUCGUGCCGGACAUCAUGUGCAUCGGCAAGGCGCUCACAGGUGGUUACUGCACCUUGGGCGCCACCCUGGCCACCCAGAAAGUAGGCCAUGGCGUGAGCGGUGAUGGGACACAGCCCUUGAUGCAUGGACCCACCUUCAUGGGAAACCCAUUGGCGUGUUCCAUUGCAGCAGCCAGUAUCCAAUUGCUGCUCAGCAGCCCCUGGGAGAGUCGCGUGAAGAAGAUUGAGGAGCAGCUACGUCGGGAGCUGUCUCCUUUGGUUGCUUACCCUGAGGUCAAAGAUGUACGAGCCCUUGGUGCCAUCGGCGUGGUGGAGUUGCACGCGCCACCCAAAGAACCGCAGAAACUGCAGGCCGCCUUUGUGGAACAAGGGGUUUGGCUGCGCCCCUUUGGGCAGACGAUCUACACCAUGCCCCCGUUCGUCAUUUCCGACGACGAGCUCGGAGAAAUCUGUGCGGCCAUUCGGAAGGUCCUUGACUCCGGCAUCCAGCUGGCAGAUUGA